AUGGGGACUUUUGAAACUGCUGUGUCCACCUAUUACGAGGAGGAAGAGGAGGACGAGGAUGAAUACUAUGAAUUUGAGCCUCUCCCUGCACUGUUGGAAGAUGAGGAGAACGUCUCCUUGGCAGACAUCCUCUCCUUGCGGGACAGCUGCCUGUCAGAGCAGGAGGUGUGGGCAGUGUGCCUCGAGUGUGUCCUGGCUCUGCAGAGCAUUGCCCACUCGCCCCUCUUCCACACUCUCUGCAUCACCCCCGACACCCUCGCCUUCAACGCUCAUGGCAACGUCAGCUUCAUGGAGCAGCUCAGUGAUGAUCCAGAAGGUUCUUUCAUGCCCCCAGAGUUUGAUAGGACGGGUAACACCUUUGAGGGGCAUGUAUAUUCUUUGGGCUCCACCCUGGCUGCUGCACUGGACUUCGUCAUCGAGCCUGAGCUGGAACCGGAACUGGGCCCGGAAGCUAGACGUCUGCUAGACCAGAUGCAGCAGGAGAGACCGGAAGACCGACCUAGUCUCCAGGCAAGGAGCCUCUCUGCCUCUGCCCUAAUAACUGAUGUAUCCUCCACCAGGGUGUGUCGAAAGCUGUCCGCUAUAGGGAGACGAGUCCUGUCGAUCGAGUCUGUUGGAGCUUUUUAUGAUGAACCUGUAAGUGCCUGGGGAGUUCAGGAGCAGCUGCAAAAGGCCAGGCGGCAGUCCUUUGAACGCAGCCUCCUCAAUGGGUCAUCCAGCUCAGAGGACAUCGUGAGCAUUUGCAAAAAUCACAAAGCGGAUUCCUUGGGAGGAGAUGCAGAAUAUGCACAGAACAUGCUUGAAGGCAGGGACGUCUCACUCUGCGCAGACACAGGCAUGAGCGAGGAGGGGGUACAGACUCACAGAGAGGAGGACUUGUUCCAACUGCAGUCAGACAGCAGGUCACAGGGCAGCUCCCCGGUCCGGAGACCUCCGGGGAGGUCCGGGAGGCCCAGGGGCGUGCUAAACCGUUCCAGCUCUGUCCCGGACUCUAACAAUCCCCCUGCCCUUGUGCCCCUCCAUGUAAACAGGAACACACCUCUGCACAACCUUACAGAGAUAGGAGCCGAGGAUAACAAGGUUGACACAAUGUUGAGGACUCCAGGGCUUCACAACAGCGACCACGACCUGUCUGCUCAGCGUUGCAGCUCCAUCGGGAAUGAUGGAACGGUGGAGUUCCUGCAGUGCUCUCUAGACAGGAACAGAAACUUCGCUCAGGUGUCUGGCCACAGUGAGUGGGGCCCUGAGGAAGAUUCAGGGCAGGAGCCUGAGGUGGGCCCUCACUACGGGGUCCAGAAUCACAAAGCUUCUGCCAAAUCUGUGAGCAACAGCAUGUACAGUCCUGGCAAUCACAUGACCAAAAGCAUGCUGUGUCUGAAGGAGGAGUCUCAAGAUGAAUGGAUCUCUCUGAGGGAGCUGCUCUGUCGGUGCGGUCGGCCGUUAACAGUGAAUGAGCUGUGGGCCCUGUGUCACACCUGCCUCUCCACCUUGCAAACCUACAUUGACUUCCCAGCAUAUUUAUGCCUGGACUCUGUGUAUAUCGGCUGUGAAGGAGAGAUGCUGUUUCUGAAACCCAAGAACACAGGAUCUUGUGAUCCAUUUUAUUUGGCACCGGAGUUUCAGGAUCAUGGAAUUGUAACUGAAAAGGUCUGUAUUUAUGGAGUGGCUGCCAUUCUUUGGGCCACUGCCAAGUUCAAUUUGUCACCUCAUCAGAAAUUAGCAAUGCCGCGAAAACUGAAGAGGCUGCUGCUGGAAAUGGCUAAAAGAACCCCUCUGGAGAGACCCUCAAUUGUGAUGGCAAAAAAGAGUUGUAGAGAGUUCCUGUCACGCCAGGGGACCAGUGCAGAGGUUGUAUGGUCAAAGCUGAUCCACAGAGCUCACAAGUCACACCACAGAGAGUGGAAUGCAGAAACUCAGAAUGCUUUGGAAACUAUGAAAAUGGAAAAUCAUGAAGAGUCUUCCCACAACAAAAUUGGGUUUGUUCCGUGCACGGGUGAAAAUGGACUAUCUCCUGUUCAGGGCCCUGUUCCCCAUCAUUACCCUAUCACCACUGACGCCCAGCUCCCCGAUGCGUUCACCUCCCCCGCCACCCACUUCACGCCGAUCAUCCUGACCCGGGACAGGGCCACAGAGGGUGGGAGUCUAACCCGGAACCCUGUGACUGGAGGGUCUGAACACAAGUUUGAAAGCACUGGUGACAGUCACCCAGACAUCGUAUUGAAUAACACGCUGGCACAGGGGGUAGAGUUGGAGGAAGAUGAUGGCAGCCACUCCGUCACGCGAGAAAGCGACAGUUUACGGGAUUGUUCGUCUACAUCUUCCAGUGGCAAAACACUUGUGAACUCUCUUUCCCCCUCCCCCCCCCUCUCAUCCAGUCAGAACACAGGAACUUUUGGUAGCUUCCUCCUGAGGCAGGAUCCCAGGACGGGCCUCCUGACUCUGUUUCCUGUGCAGAUAUCCAUCCCAGAGCCGAUCCCAGGCCUGGAGGCCGGCUUGCCCCCACUCUCCACCUCACUCCCAGGACAAAACCUCCAGGCCAUGGGGAAGAAUACUUCAGCUGUGAUUCCCCAAGUGCCUGCAAAUCCCAAGGACUGCACAGUUACAGAUGCAGCAGAAGCAGUUCGAAUUCCUCCACCUCAAAAUGCCAACCUGUUUCCCGCUGGCUCCGGCAGGAAGCACAGUGACACCAAAGGAGGAAGUUUGGGAAUGGAGGGAGGAGCUCAGGGAGGUUCAGCUGAACCUUCUCCAGCACAGAAUCCCCAGAUUCACCCCUCCUUACAGGGGGUCAUUAAACUUCUCAGGGAGGAGUUUGCCUUCCAGGGCUACCUUGAGAAUGGAAUAGAGGAUCGUGCAAUGGGGGAGUAUAUAUUUUGUUUAAGGGACCUGCAGCAUGACACGUUUUGCCGAGCUGUGUCUGAAAAAUUCUGUGACCUGUACUGGGAUGAGGAGUUACUGGACGCUCUUUACCGUGUGGUCAACAAAAAGGAGAACUCUCUAUCUCACAGGGACUCCUCCUGCACUAGCUCCUCUAACGCACCGACACCAUCAAAGGGCCAGCAAAGGCCAGCUGCAUCGCCCCCCACCAGAGAGGGCACAGAGGAAGGAGACGCAUGGUCUCAGAGCAGAGACAGGCGUGAGACCAGUCCCUACCGUCCGAAAGCGGGAGACAGGGGUGUGGCUGGUCCUCUGGACUUGGGGAGGAGUACAGGUGAGGACAGUCCUCCAGACCCAUCUGCGGAUGUGUGUGAGAGCUCUGACAGAGCUGGGAUUCCCUGUACUCUGGAGACGCAAGACACAGAAAGAGCAGAGGACCUUCCACAGCAUGUCCUUCCAGAUCUAGACACCGCCUCUGUCCCUGGUCCUAAGGACACAGAGGAACGUGAAGGCUCAGCGAGGGGGGAGAUGGACUCUGUUGAAUGUCCUGUGGGGGGCGCCGUGGAGAGCCCCUCUGAUGUUGAGUCUCCAUGGCACGCGCGGGCUGCGGAGGGGUCCCUGGGGAGGGGCCAGCUCAGCCUGGAUUACUCAGAGGAUAUGGAGGACACAGACUCGCUCACAUCAAUGGGAGGACUGCAAGAGGAAGGGCGCGCGCUGGGGGCAGAGGGGCAGAGCUGUGCCCUGGGCUGGGCCCUGUCUUUCUAUGGAGAGGACUACUUCAAGGAGGAGGUACUGAAGUAUGCUGGCAAACUGGCCCGACGUAGCGAGUCGCCGUGCCUGGAGGCCAAAAUGCAGGAGCUGCAUCAGCAGCUUAUGAUGGAGACAAGGAAUCUGAAAAAGACAAGAAAUUUCUACCAUAAGCUGCUGCACCAAGAGAGGAAAAAUAAAGGUUCAGAAGCCAAAAUCAUGCUGUCAAAACUAAAGAUACAGAUGGAGGAAAUGAGGUCGAAGGUGGAAUUCUUAGAGUCUGUCAGGAAAUAUCUGGAGGUUUUGUGCGUAGACCAGUGGGGUCUAGAAGUUCCCCUCUUGGCCUCUCUAGCGGUCUCAAGGCCCGCCCCUCUUGAGCUUCACAUCUCUGAGGACCCUUCAGUUCUUACCUUCCAGCCUGGGACAGGAAGAGGGUGUGGCAGCCCCUCUGGGACCAGCGUUCUGCUAGCAGGAACACCUUUGGGACUCAUGGCCUACCUGUAUGCCAGGAAUGCUCCUCUCGAGGGCUACAUCCAGCAGUUCUUGUAUACCUAUCGCUACUUCUGCACCCCGCAAGAGUUCCUACAGUUUCUGAUGGAGAAGUUCAUCAGUGCAGCUGGCCGUGAGCCCUCUGCUGAGCAAGUGAAGGUGCACCACAGGACUUUGGACCUGCUGCAGGCCUGGCUGGAGGACAGUCAACAGGUGGACUUCCUCCCCAAGUCCAGCCUACAGCUGACUUUGGAGGAGUUCCUCACAACACAGGUGGUCCCUGUGGACAGCAGGGGAGAGGCCUUGCUGAGUCAACUCAAGAGCCCCCCCAGGAAGAGGCGGAGCCACUUUGUUGUGGGUUGCCAUGGAAGCCCAGCCAGCACUCGGGAAGAGGAUGAUGUCCAGUCGGUCCACUCCAUUUGCAGGAAGUCAUCAAUAGAGGAUUCUGGAAGAAAGAGCUUCCAGUGGAGGAUCUCCAGGGUGGUGGAGCCGCAGACUGCCCAGCCCAAAGAGAAGACGUACUCCAUUGCUGCAGCAUUGCCGCGGCCCUGCUACAGCUCCCUGAUGGAUGAGCUGUCCAGCUCCUGCCUGAAGAGUGAGGAGCGCCACCCUUUCUACCAGAGCGAGCACAGCGCCCAGCACACAGCCCAUCAGCUCACCCUGCUCCAACAGGAAAUAUUUCAAGGCUGCCACCCUGUGCAUUUCCUGAACUCCCGGGCACAGGGCGUCAGGGACAAGACAGUGAGCGUUUCAAAAACGCUGUCACCCGACAGCCCGCCAGCAGAGGGCAGCAGCCUCUUUGCCUCAGAGCUGAUGGUGCAGGAACGAUACCUCACCCAGCUGCUGAAGUAUGCCGACAGCAUUACCAACUGGGUCUCUGCAGAAAUUGUCAUCUGUGACACCUUGAAGGCACAGGCUGGCUUACUUUCAAAAUUUCUGUUGAUGGCCAAGUACUGUUACGAGUCAAGAAAUUUUGCCACAGCCAUACAGAUCCUUGGAGGGCUGGAAAAUGUGAUUGUCAAGCAGCUACCAGCAUGGAGACAUCUCUCUGCUAAAGUGUGCGAGAUCCUAGAGGAGCUGAGAGCAGUGCAGGUGUUUCUGAAGAGUGAUAACCUGUGUCUGAUGGAGGGGGAGCGGUUUAAGAGGCUGCCUACCCUCCCUGCUGCCCACAUACUGGCCAUGCACAUUCAGCAGCUGGAGAUCGGAGCAUUCACACUGGCCAACGGGGCCUACAAGUGGCCCAAACUGAGGAACAUAGCGAAGGUGGUGAGCCAGGUGCGUGCCUUCCAGGAGAAGGUGUUCACGUACGCACCCGACCUGGAGCUGCAGGCGUACCUGCGCCAUCGGAUCGCCCUCCUGAGCGACUGCGACAUCCCCCUCCUGGCCGCAGAGAACGACGCCAACUUCCAGAUCUCCUCCGAGCGCCACUCCAGGAAGAUCCAGGACACGCUGCGCCGAGUGAAGGCCACCUUCCAGUGACUCCUCCCGUAAGAGGCCGCGAGGCCCAGAGUGUUUCCACGAUAGCGGAUGCCCUCACACGCUGAGGGAACGUCAGGGAAUGCGCAGUUGCUUUCUUCGCUUCUACCUAACAGCUGGUCUUAACUUUUCUCUCCGUUGUCUGCGGCACUGAAACAUAGGGAAUGGCCUUUGCGCGAACACAGUGACAGCACCAUGUGGAAAGACUCCAUGGCUAAAAGGACUGCCCACUAACCACAGUCACACAGACACUCAGUGAUCCCUUGACCCAUGAACUCCACGCAUAUCAAUAAUAAUGCAGACAGAGAACCGGAGGCAGUCGUAGCCCUGCACAGCCCCCUUUUCCAGUCUGAUGCCGUAAGGCAGAAGUUGGACUAUUGCUGAUGAGAACUGAGAAAAGAAAACCAAAGCUUCUAAAUCCUUUCAAUACUCCUCCAACUGUCAGAGAUGAAACAGAGACAAAAUGCAGUGAGAUUUCUGAUGUCUGAGGUUUUUUUUUUCUGUUUCCACCCAUAUUUUCAAAUUCCUCUUUGUCAGCCAUUCAUCUCUGACAGGGUACCAUUGUGGUAUUAGAAUUUGUGUGGAUGUGGUGGUUUGAAUACCAUCUGAAGCUCACUGUUUCAAAUUUCAAGAAGUAACCAGCUCAGAACUCAAAACAUCCAAAUAUGUUAAUAUUUCAUAUGGCAGCAACUCUACAUGUAGCACCUCCGAAGGCUGGAGUGCUCAUCAUAGUUUCAGGUUCUCUCCAUACCUGUUUUGCUUGUACUUAGUGCUAGAUGGCCAUUUGUACCACGUGGCACUUAUAGUGUGCAUGUGCCACAGAAUGACAGCUGUUUGUCAGCACCAUGCAGUGCCAUACUGAUUUAAUGAA
Molecule: messenger RNA, 6457 nt
Organism: Megalops cyprinoides (Indo-Pacific tarpon)
Lineage: Eukaryota; Metazoa; Chordata; Actinopteri; Elopiformes; Megalopidae
Product: kinase non-catalytic C-lobe domain-containing protein 1
Exons: 31
Coding region: 1-5589 (1862 amino acids)
Biological process (GO): small GTPase-mediated signal transduction
Molecular function (GO): guanyl-nucleotide exchange factor activity
Source: RefSeq, a predicted model, not a curated record